UUCGGCACAACAUCAUGGGCCGAAGGUUCGAUUUUCUAAUUAAGGAUAAACCAUGAAUGCUUGCCUAGCCAGUGAUGCCCACAUCCCAGAGAAGAGCAAGUUACAACGCUGUUUAUUGGCCGUAAUGUUCCUGUGGUCAUGGAAAGCGUCAGGAAAUGAGUUUUAAUUGUUGAUCUCUCUGAGGUUGCGUUAGAGGAACAGCUCCCCACAAAGUGAACUUUCAGAGGGCCUAUCUAGGGGAUGGAACCUUUCUCUGGAGCCGUGCUGCAGCGGAGCGGUUGCUAAGGCGCAGUCCGUUCCGGUGGCGAGCCGGAUGUGUGAGUGUUGCUAACAGGGAGAUGGCAAGUUUGGAUUCGGCGGCUGCUGGUGCCGAUAGAGGCCCCGGACCAGGCGAGAGCCGAGGCGCAGGGCCUGGGCCGGGGGAGAGCCGAGGGCCCGGGGAGGGCAAGGGUCAAGACAGUACCUUUGAGUGUAAUAUCUGUCUGGACACAGCGAAGGAUGCGGUGAUCAGUCUGUGUGGUCACUUGUUCUGCUGGCCCUGCUUGCACCAGUGGUUAGAGACCAGACCUAAUCGACAGGUUUGCCCUGUUUGCAAAGCAGGAAUUAGUCGAGACAAAGUAAUUCCCCUUUAUGGAAGAGGAAGCACAGGCCAGCAGGAUCCAAGAGAGAAAACUCCUCCAAGACCGCAAGGCCAGAGACCUGAGCCAGAGAGUAGAGGGGGUUUCCAAGGUUUUGGAUUUGGAGAUGGAGGAUUCCAGAUGUCAUUUGGGAUUGGUGCAUUUCCAUUUGGGAUUUUUGCGACAGCAUUUAACAUCAAUGAUGGCCGCCCACCUCCAGCAGUCCCUGGAACGCCACAGUACGUGGAUGAACAGUUUCUGUCUCGCCUUUUCCUCUUUGUGGCUCUUGUGAUUAUGUUCUGGCUCCUCAUUGCUUAAGGACAAACGGAAGUGAUUACUUUUCUAGGUCAUUGUGUGAUCUGAUGAGGCAGAUGAACUCUUCUGGGAAGUUAAAUCUUUCACCAAGGUUUUCUACCUUUCAAUUAAUUACAGAAAUCAUAUCUAACUGGGGCUGAAACCAUUCUUUGAAUUUACCAAUUGAAGAUGAAGAGAACAGCAUGUACGUGGAUCUAGUUAGAGUGGACUGGUACUGUUUGUUUAAAAGGUUCCAAUUCCUGGAUUGUAAUUCUAUGGUAAUAUCUGUGUUCUGUGCUUGUAUGUGAAAUAUUCAGGUGGUCUGCAUGCUGACUUCAAGCUGAGUUUCUCAUUAUCUAUCCUUACUCAAAUCACUGCUGCAUUGUCACUUUGGGAAUGGAAAGAAAAUUUGUUUCUUGGCUGGUAUACUAGUCCUUGAAGUGGAGGAUGUAAGCUGUGCUUGUCAGGUUUGUUAGGUAGAUUUGUCUUCAAGUCAGAAGAUUUAAAGUCCAAAUUCAACUCUACUUGAGUGCACAAUCUCAGCUGUUUGGCAGGACAGAGGCUCAGUUUUACAUUCAUCUGAAAUAAAAGAUCCUAUGGUCCUAUUUAAAGACCAGCAAGAGUUCUGCAUUUCCUGGUCAACCAAGCUGUUAAAAUCAGAUUAAGUGAUAAUAUAUUUCAUUGCAAUUUAUGGAAUCUUGCUGUGCUUAAAUUACAUUUUCCUACAUAACAAUUGUUUUAACUGUGAUUAGCUGUCAAGAGCAGUGACAUGAACUGAGGUUGGAGAUGACUGCAAGUUUCUACUCUUAAUUUUGCUAAGAGUAAAAAAAUUAGCGGUAAAGGGGUCAUCCUUCAUUUGUAGCCACUGAUAAAUUUCAGUCAGCAUAUCAAGUUAAGAUCAUUUUCUCACUCUGCCUAUCCCUUUUGGAGCAGAGCUUUGCAAUGGCACUCUUCCUUUUAACAGAGAUACUCAGUUUUUGACAAUUGGUAAAUAAAUCUGCAUGAAAUAUUGACCAGAUUCUCAGCUCAUUGCAUCAUAUCACACAGUGGGAUAGGUGUACUAGAACUUGGUCCUCCUCUAACCCUGACAUUUAGAUUGUCAUGUUCUGGAUUCACCUUAACAAUUCUUGUGCAUCUAUUUUUUAAGUUCACCUGUGACAGGCCUCUUCAUAGAGUUAGCAGGCUUCUGCACAUCUGCCAUGUCUACCAUUAGGAAAGAGGUGACAGCCAACAGAGACCUGCAGAAUUUACAGAAUUUAAAGUACAGCUGUAUUUAAAUAAAUAUUAAGGCUGGGACGUUCAGUGACCCAAGCCUUUUAUUUUCUCACUACAGUGAAAAAUUUGCUGGGACCAUCUGGGAGGUGGUGGUAAUGGAAAACUGUUUGUCAGUCAGGAGAUGAAAAUUGAAAAGCCUGGAUAAAAUGGGUUGAGGAAUAAAGCUGGGCUAAUGAUGACAGACAGGAACAGAUGAUGGCAUACAGAUUGGAUGAGGAGGAGCAGUUACAGACAAAAGGCUGCACCUGUCAUGCAGCUCACCCGAACAGUGGAAUUCCAGAAAAUUUAUAAUUCCAUUGUCUAAUAAUAUAGGGUUCAUUCUUGAACCAGGCUAAACCCAGUACUGAGGUGGACAAUAUCAGCUGCAUAUAGGCCUUCAUGUAGAAACAUGAAAAUGUAUUUUUAAUUUAAUAUCCUGUUUCCUACUUUGUAUCAAGUGUGAAAUAAAACUUGUGCAUCAAUCAAAUUGA
Rhincodon typus (whale shark) is the source of this 2656-nucleotide messenger RNA. RefSeq names its product ring finger protein 185 (gene rnf185). Gene Ontology annotation, biological process: ubiquitin-dependent protein catabolic process. The transcript has 6 exons. Gene Ontology annotation, molecular function: ubiquitin protein ligase activity; ubiquitin-like protein conjugating enzyme binding; metal ion binding. The record is from RefSeq and is a predicted model, not a curated record. Gene Ontology annotation, cellular component: endoplasmic reticulum. The coding region runs from base 339 to 935 and encodes 198 amino acids. NCBI's taxonomy places the organism in Eukaryota, Metazoa, Chordata, Chondrichthyes, Orectolobiformes, Rhincodontidae.